Molecule: messenger RNA, 1250 nt
Organism: Pistacia vera
Lineage: Eukaryota; Viridiplantae; Streptophyta; Magnoliopsida; Sapindales; Anacardiaceae
Product: PHD finger protein ALFIN-LIKE 4-like
Exons: 6
Coding region: 183-947 (254 amino acids)
Biological process (GO): regulation of DNA-templated transcription
Cellular component (GO): nucleus
Molecular function (GO): transcription coregulator activity; histone binding; transcription cis-regulatory region binding
Source: RefSeq, a predicted model, not a curated record
GAGACAAUGUAGAUUCUCAAACAGCCUUCCUGUGCGCAGGUUAAUACACUGCGCGCCCCUUUGAGCUCCCUCUGUCGGUGAAAAAAAAAAAAAAAAAAAACUCUGGAGCUAAAUCCCAGCCCAGCUCAAAGAUUCAUUGCGUCAAAAAGUUAAACAAACUGAGACACGUGUACGGAAGGGAGAUGGACGGAGGAGCACAGUACAAUCCGAGAACAGUGGAAGAGGUCUUCAGAGAUUUUAAGGGCCGUAGGGCCGGCAUGAUUAAGGCUCUAACCUCCGAUGUUGAAGAAUUUUAUCAGCAGUGCGAUCCUGAGAAGGAGAACCUUUGCCUUUAUGGAUACCCAAAUGAACAAUGGGAAGUGAAUUUACCUGCUGAAGAAGUGCCUCCUGAGCUUCCAGAGCCUGCAUUAGGUAUUAACUUUGCGAGAGAUGGGAUGCAGGAAAAGGACUGGUUGUCUCUGGUUGCUGUUCACAGUGAUGCAUGGCUACUUGCUGUGGCUUUCUAUUUUGGUGCCAGAUUUGGUUUUGACAAAGCUGACAGGAAACGUCUCUUUGCUAUGAUUAAUGAUCUUCCAACAAUUUUUGAGGUUGUGACUGGAAGUGCAAAGAAACAGGCUAAGGAGAAGUCAGCAGUUUCAAAUCACAGCAGCAACAAAUCCAAGUCAAGCUCAAAAGGGCGGUCUUCUGAAUCUGGCAAAUUGUCAAAGAUUGUACAGCCAAAGGAGGAGGAGGAGGAGGGGGGAUUGGAUGAGGAGGACGAGGAAGAGCAUGGAGAUACCUUAUGUGGGGCAUGCGGAGAGAACUAUGCGGCAGAUGAGUUCUGGAUUUGUUGUGACAUAUGUGAGAAAUGGUUUCAUGGAAAAUGUGUGAAAAUCACUCCGGCCAGGGCUGAGCACAUCAAACAGUACAAGUGUCCCUCCUGCAGCAACAAGAGAGCUAGGCCUUGAUACAAGAGGUGGGUUCAUCUUGUGUAAAUUUCUCACGCUCAAAUCAGCUAACUAUUUAGUUAGUCAGAUUUUCUGUAUUAUGCCAUGUUGGCCAGCAUAUUGUAUUGAGUACUUUGGUCUUGGAGACUAUCAUUGGGAUAUGUUAGUGUUAACAGUUUGCAGGAUCUGAAUGUGUCUUAUAUUUAGUUUUGAGUUGAACUGGGAUAUGUAUUUCCACUGUCUAGGAAUUCUUUUUCCUUCUUUAAGGUGAAGAGCUCUAAUUCCACCUGAAUUUGAUUGCUUAUAUUAACCUUUUCUUUGAUU